CUGAGGCCGUUGCCAAGGAUAUCCGAUAUUCCACGCUAAAGCUUUCCGUUUCCCGUCCAGCCAGCCUGCUGCUUAGAAGUAUUCACCCCCGUCGACCAUCUGCGCCGCGCCACGACAUUUCUAGCGUGGGGAUUACAGUGCAGAUACCUAUCGUCUUCGUCUCGGGUCAAGAGAACACAGUCCCCUAGGGAGGAUGUACUUUUGAUCCAUGCUCUCUAGGCCUGGAAACUCCUUUGUUAGAUGUCUAUCUAUGAACCCUGGACCAUGGCGUCGAGAUAUGCUCCCUAGCUGGGAUCUCUAUAAUAUGGUAGCAAUAGACGAAGUACAUGCAUACAUCAUUCUACAUAGUACAUUGCAUCUUGGUAGGUUUGCCGGGGAUAUAAACUCGAGCCGAUUCCCUCGAGCUGCGUUGGCGAUCAUCCUCAUCUCUUUCAUAGAGCGCCUUCUCUCUUAUUUGCUCUUUGUUUUCAUACUUCCUACAGUUUUCCUCACAUUGGGUUUACAUCUUUGUUUAGGUAUAUUUCUUCCUCGUAUUCAUUCGGGUUUCGAAUUUCGUCAAUUGACCAUUUCAAAUCUCGGCUCCGGAAGCCCUCUCUCAUCUUGCAUUGCAUACACGGUUAGAAAUACAACCGUACGCGCAUACUACUACACAUUCUAUUUUCUAUUCUAAGCGCCGGCCAACCACUCGCCAGCCACCCACACCCACACCCACACGGCCUCGGCCAUCUAAGAAACACUGUAUUAUCCUCAGCUACCGCCUGCAAUACCCUAGUAUUUACAGAGAACUACACGUGUGC
Messenger RNA from Hypoxylon trugodes, 797 nucleotides. RefSeq lists its product as uncharacterized. The record is from RefSeq and is a predicted model, not a curated record. The coding region runs from base 209 to 670 and encodes 153 amino acids. The transcript is spliced from 3 exons. Lineage: Eukaryota; Fungi; Ascomycota; Sordariomycetes; Xylariales; Hypoxylaceae.